This is a messenger RNA of Vitrella brassicaformis, 1556 nucleotides long. The record is from the annotation of a GenBank genome assembly. Lineage: Eukaryota; Vitrellaceae.
CUUCUCUACCUCAUCUGUUGCGGGCAACGACAACGAUCCUCUACCAGCCUCUACGUCGAGAAGAAAUGGUGAACGUGGAUACCAACUUCUCUGCGCGAGUAGGCAAAGAUCUGAUCUGGGGAGGGACGUGGUGAUGAGUCGUAUGUUGCAGGUUGUCAAAAGGCUCGCUGACGUCGAGUGGCGUGCGGCACCAAAGGUCAGCGGUGUCCACAGGCGCUUGCUCGACCGAAUAACAUUUCACGACGACGUCGCAAGAGCCACCAGGUCAGACACUUGAAGAUCUACAGGAUCCUCGAAGGAAGGAGGGAGGGAGGGAGGGAGGAUGGGGCGAGCGAGGGCGCCCAUGUUUUGUUUCGGUCAUGCGCUUUGCAGUGUGGUUCGGUACGAUGCCAACGCCAAGUUCCCCUUCCACACACAUCACGGGGGAGAGGAGUACUUUGUGCUUGACGGGCACUUUUGUGACAAAGAUGGCGACCAUGGCCCAGGCACUUACAUACGGAACCCGUAGGCAACACAACACCCGGGCGGACCGGACAGACAUUCAGGCAGGUGUCGGCACUGAUGUCUGUCUUGUGUUUGUGUGUCUGCCUGUGUGCUGUGCAGGUGCGGUUCGUCGCACGAGCCGUGGACGAGAGAGGACGGCUGCACCAUAUUCGUCAAGCUCAUACAGAUGCACAAAGACGACCCGGUCAGCAGCCAAGACACCCCAGCUGCUGCACCUAGCUGUGGAAACGACCAUCUGUCCCUCAUGUGUAUGUGGGGGUGUGCUUGUCAGUUCGUCAAAACGAGCUUCUAUGACGAGGCGGAGAGGCAGUGGGAGAGGUCGGCGGAUGAUCCGCUGCUCGAGACCUCGUUGCUGUUCAAAAGCCCGUUGACCAAAGAGGUACUGAAGCAAAGAACCUAUGCGGGCGCUGUGCCGAUUGGCUGCAUAUCUUUCGAUUGGUACGUUUGUGGGCAGGUGGUGAGGUUGUAUCGGUGGCAGCCCGGCGAAGCCUCACGGCCCAUCGUGUCACCUGAUGGCGGCAUGGAGAUCUAUGUGCUGUCAGGACACUUUACCGACAAAGGUCAGUCAGUCAGUCAGACCUUCCCACUUGGAUGGACAUCGGCUGUCUGCAUCGUUUUCCCAUCGUGUCUGUCUGUCUGUCUGCAGACGGCGAGUAUGGCGACCACACUUGGCUGCGGCUGCCCGUGGGCUUUUCGUUCCUGCCGACCAUCCAUGCCGCCUCCAUGUGGUACGUGCGCACGGGCGCCUUCCCCGUCAUCAGCUGCUGAACUUCUUGCUUGCGAGAAAUGAGCAAGGCUUUUUUGACAAUGCCUGCCUCCCCUCAAUGAGGCCGUGGUGGUGCUUUUUGCCCGCCUCGCAAGUUUGUCGGGUGGGUACGUGUGAGGUGAGGUUUUGCGGAAGGAAGAACGUGUACAGACAGACACCGGCACACGAAUGGAAUCAAUGAAUGGUUGUGUGUGUGGACACGUCCUACUGGCCAUUGUAAUGUAAUAGCGGUCUUGGUAUGGACACACACCUGACGUGACGUGACGAGACGUGCACACACGUGAAC